AUGGAGAUUGAAGCCGCAACAGUUGCGCAGCACAACAAGCCGGAGGACUGCUGGAUUACCGUUCACGGAAAAGUUUACGACGUAACAAAAUAUUUGCAAGACCACCCUGGCGGCGCCGACGUCCUGGCAGAGGCAGCAGGCACAGAUGCCACCCACGAGUUUGACAAUGCCGGGCAUUCAGAAGAUGCGUGGGACAUCAUGCAGCCAUUUCUAGUCGGAAACCUCCAAGGCUAUCAGGAAAAGAAGCAGAAGCCGAGGCCGAGGCCGAUAAUGAGCCAACCACCGAGUCCGAAGCAAACACCAUCCACCAAAGGCCAGUCUCUGGCUACACUGGCCACCCUGGGUCUUUUUUCACUGUCAAUCGCUGCAAUCUACUACCUGAGUAGACACCGCCGGCCUUUCUUUCCCAAAUCCCUCGUUUCAUGGCUGCACAGCAAACCCGAAAACCAGGGCGGCUUCAGCUUCAUAAAGGGCCUCUUCAUCAGCAGCAGCAUCUUUGCCGUCGGCAACGCGAUUCUCGCCCAGCGCCUGGCCAAGCUCAUCUGGGGCACCAAGUCCUUCACCAGCUACCCGGCUCACAUAAAAGCCCCCCAGCGCAUCCGGAAAAACACCCUCCUGCAGCAUGGCCUCCUGGAUCCCUCCCAAUACCGCCCGCUCCCCCUACACGCCAAGACGCUGGUAGCGCCCAACGUCUACAAGCUCACCUUUGCUCUUCCCACCGCCGACACCGUGCUCGGCCUCCCGAUCGGCCAGCACGUCGCUAUCAAGGCUGACGUCGGGGGCGAGAGCGUCUCGCGCUCCUACACGCCCGUGUCGAACAACUCGGACCGCGGGGUGCUCGAGCUCGUCGUCAAGGUCUACCCCGACGGCAAGCUGACGAGCGGCUUCCUGGGCAAGCUCCGCGUCGGCGAGGGGGUUGUCUUCCGGGGGCCCAAGGGCGCGAUGCGGUAUCGGCGCGGGCUCUGCGGGGAGAUUGGCAUGGUGGCGGGCGGGACGGGCAUCACGCCCAUGUUUCAGAUUAUUCGGGCGGUUUGCGAGGACGACCGGGAUCUGACGCGCAUCAGUCUUGUGUACGCGAACCGGAGGGAGGAGGAUAUCCUGCUCCGUGAGGAGCUGGACCGUUUUGCGAGGCGGUAUCCUGAUAACUUGACGGUUUAUUAUAUGCUGGAUCAGCCGCCUGUUGACUGGACGUAUGGAAGGGGGUAUGUUACGAAGGAAUUGAUGCGGGAGAAGUUGCCGGCGCCGAGUGCUGAUAGCAGGAUAAUGCUGUGUGGGCCCCCGGGCAUGGUUCAGGCCAGCAAAUCGUCGCUGGUGGCGUUGGGCUUUGAACAGCCGGGGGCGAUGGCUAAGAUGACGGACCAAAUCUUUUUAUUUUGA
Metarhizium brunneum ARSEF 3297 is the source of this 1377-nucleotide messenger RNA. It is a transcript of the gene cbr1, whose product is annotated as NADH-cytochrome b5 reductase 1. Gene Ontology annotation, cellular component: endoplasmic reticulum. Gene Ontology annotation, molecular function: heme binding; oxidoreductase activity. NCBI's taxonomy places the organism in Eukaryota, Fungi, Ascomycota, Sordariomycetes, Hypocreales, Clavicipitaceae. The record is from RefSeq and is a predicted model, not a curated record.